Messenger RNA from Stegodyphus dumicola, 594 nucleotides. Its product is annotated as protein FAM200A-like. NCBI's taxonomy places the organism in Eukaryota, Metazoa, Arthropoda, Arachnida, Araneae, Eresidae. The record is from RefSeq and is a predicted model, not a curated record.
AUGAACGAGGCAAACACAGAAUGGAAAAAUUGCGUCGGAAUAUGCACCGAUGGUGCUCGUUCUAUGUUCAGAAGAUUCCAAAGUAUUCAAGCACUUGUGAAACAAAAAUCGCCACAGUGCGUCUGGACACAUUGCAUGAUCCACAGAGAAGCUUUGGCUUCCAAAGAAAUGAGUCCUGGUUUGAAUAUUGUGUUAACUACUGUUGUAACCGUAGUAAAUUACAUAAAAAUGAGACCCCUGAAAUCAAGAAUCUUUUCCGCACUUUGUAAAGACAUGGGUGCAGUACAUCCAGCGUUACUAUUUUAUUGCGAGACAAGAUGGUUAUCACGAGGAAAAUUUUUGCAACGUGUUUAUGAAUUAAGAGAAGAAAUCGCCGUUUUCCUAGAAGAGAAAAACAGACCGGAAGCUGAGAAUUUUCGAGAUAGUUUAUUUGUGAUGAAAUUGAGCUACAUGGUCGACAUAUUCGAGAAAUUAAAUAACUUGAAUCUUCAACUGCAAGGAGCAAAUACACAUAUAUUGGAUACGAGUGAUAAAGUUAAUGCCUUUCGUAGGAAAUUGGAAUUGUGGAGCAGAAAUUUAAAGCAAGAAACUUAA